AACCCUGGGGGAGCUAAUGUAAUUCCCCAUUGUCUGCCUCCUUAGAACUAGUAACUGUAAGACAUAUGGCCAUUUAUUUGAUUAAGUGACGCGUAACUGGACAAUCAUGGUGACGUAGAAUGCUGAGGUACACACUAUGUACUCGUGACGAAACCAAAUCUAAUCCAGAAAUCCCUUUAUUUUAUGUCUCUCCUAUCUCUAAUGUGUCUGCCCUCUAAUUGAUGUGCUAAUAAAACUGGAAAAAAGCUGUAAAUGUUGACAUUAAUGGCACAGAUUUCUAAUUUCAUAAGUCACGUGCUGUUAACACAUAAUACUAUGCUGCAAAAUGUUGCCACAUCAUGACAUAUGGCCCUAGCUGAGCCCAUCAAAGGCUCACCUGACUAACCAGGGGUGUGGCAACACAGAAGCUCUAUAAAUAAAAGCAUGUCAAGAAUUUCAUUCAUAACUUGGACAAACCCCAUCCACUGAGCUGCAGCACUCUCAAACCAGACCUACCUGGCAGGAUCACCAUGCUCAGACCACGCACACUUCAGCAGCUCAUCUCUUGCACGCUGUUGCUCCUCGCCUCCCUCUCCAGCUCAGGGGAGAGCCGGCCUCACGUGGCCCACCAAGGCACACCUGAGGUGGACAGAACGGACAGCCACAGGGUCCUGCUUCUGGAGGCGGUGAAGACGGGGAUCCUCGGCUCGUUGGGUAUGGACAGGGAGCCCAGGCUAACUCAAAAAGCCUCGGAGGAAGAGCUGAGAAAGAUGUAUCAACUCUACAGGGAAAAACAGAGAGAGAUGAGAGGAAAUUCCAGCCAGCCGAUGAGGGAAACCUGGCAAUCCACCAUGUCUACUGUGCUCUUUCCAGCUACAGUGGAGCCAAUGAAAGUGGUUGGGAGGGGAGCACACCCACAACGCAUGUAUUGGUACAGAGCUGUUUUCCACAAGACCCCCAAUAUCCAGACUGAACUGACACUAGCUCGAGCCGAGCUGAAGAUUUCCAGGCAGAUUUUAAAUAAACCCACCUCAGUUCAGCCUGAGGCAAGACGAGAAAUUAAAGUUAAAGUCAACCGGAUGAAGCCGAUGAACUCUGCUGCAUGGACACAUGGAGACUCUCCAGUGAGUGCCAACGCGUCACGCACUCAAGACGUGGUGCUGGACAUCAGCCCUGAGGUGGAGAGGUGGAUGAAGACUAAUGGUGGAGAGGCACUGUUAGUGGAUGUUGGGACAGCUGUGGGUGACAAAGAUGCCCUCAGGGCAAAUCCGAGCAUUUCUCUGGAGUUAGGCCUCACGCAGCCCAAACCAGCCGGGAAGACGAGGCUGCCUCGCUCCAACAAGGAGGACGUCUGCGAUGAGCGAGGAUGGUGCUGCCGGAAGUCUGUCACUGUGUCCUUUAGAGACAUUGGCUGGACGGACUGGGUGGUGGCCCCAACUGAGUACACAAUGCAUUUCUGCGAUGGCACCUGCCCCCACAACUACAAGCCUGCAAGCAUGCACACGCAGGUGAAGUCUCGGCUGCAUCAGAUUACCAAAGGAGGGUCACCUCGCCCCUGCUGCGUGCCGGCCGCCUAUGAGCCCAUGGUCCUCAUGCACUAUGACAGUAAGGGAAAGUUGAAGCUGACUCCCUUCAACGACUUUAUUGUCAGUAAAUGUCACUGUGCCUGAGGAACUGUCCUUGAAAAAAAUGCCACAUGCUGAUUAUGCUCUCAAAGGAUCAUGUAUCACAGCUGCAUAAAUUGGUGUUUUUCACUGGUUAACUCAAUUAAAAUUGCAACUUUAUUUUGAAGAAAAACACGUUACUGCUGCACAGAGUUUUGUAUUGCAUUGUGGAUCAAGCAAUGAAUCUGUUCAUUCAUAGUUUUAUUUAUUUAAAGUUCUAUUUAUGGUCCUAAAGUUAUAAGUUUUGGGGUUUUAUUAUUGUUGUUUUAUGUUACAGCAUAUUUUAGUACCAUUCAAUGUCAUUGUCACUUGUUUAUUUAAAGCACUGUAUUGUUUUAAGAGGCACAUGGUUUAGAUAUAUUUUGUUUGUCGUCUUACACAUUUCAAUAAUUAAAUAUGAAGACCUAAAUAAAUGUUCUGAUUUAUUCACACUGAACUGUUGCACUUGAAUAUAUCAACAUGUACAUUUCAUAAUAAA
Molecule: messenger RNA, 2121 nt
Organism: Sander lucioperca (pikeperch)
Lineage: Eukaryota; Metazoa; Chordata; Actinopteri; Perciformes; Percidae
Product: inhibin beta C chain
Exons: 2
Coding region: 510-1649 (379 amino acids)
Biological process (GO): SMAD protein signal transduction
Cellular component (GO): extracellular region
Molecular function (GO): cytokine activity; growth factor activity
Source: RefSeq, a predicted model, not a curated record